Exophiala viscosa is the source of this 2321-nucleotide messenger RNA. Its product is annotated as solute symporter family transporter. The record is from RefSeq and is a predicted model, not a curated record. Gene Ontology annotation, biological process: urea transmembrane transport. The coding region runs from base 117 to 2255 and encodes 712 amino acids. NCBI's taxonomy places the organism in Eukaryota, Fungi, Ascomycota, Eurotiomycetes, Chaetothyriales, Herpotrichiellaceae. Gene Ontology annotation, cellular component: plasma membrane. The transcript has 3 exons. Gene Ontology annotation, molecular function: urea transmembrane transporter activity.
AAGGUGGUAAACGAAUGUGCCUCUAUAUAAACUCCCGUCAUGCCCUUGACGAGUGGUAGGUUCCCUUCCGUCUCCCUUCCAUGCUCGUGUUCAGUCUCGCUUGAAAUCCUACCACCAUGUCGGGAUCUGUUGCAACAAUCCUCCCAGAAGGGGUAGGUUAUGGUGUUGUGGUGGGUAUUGGAUUCUUCUUCACUGCGGUAAUGAUUGGCAUAUCCAUGCUACAGAAUCGAUACACCAAUUUCUCCACCAGAACCAACGAAGAGUUCAACACUGCCAGCCGAAGCAUCAAGCCAGGUCUCAUCGCCGCGGGUAUCGUGUCAGCAUGGACAUGGGCAGCCACCCUCCUCCAAAGCAGUACAGUCGCCUACGAGUAUGGCGUGGCAGGACCAUUCUGGUACGCCGCCGGUGCCACCGUCCAGAUCCUGAUGUUCUCCAUCCUCGCCUGCAAAACCAAAAUGAACGCCCCUCGCUGCCACACCUUCCUCGAGAUCAUUCAAGUCCGAUACGGCGCAGUAGCACAUCUCGUCUUCAUCUUCUUCGCCCUGGUCACCAACAUCCUAGUCGGUUCUCAAUUACUCCUCGGAGGAUCCGCCGUCGUCACGACCCUCACAGGCAUGAACGUCUACGCAGCAAUCUUCCUCAUUCCCCUCGGCGUAGUCAGCUACGUGAUCAUGGGUGGUCUCCGCGCCACCUUUCUCUGCGACUACUCGCACACCCUUAUCCUCAUGAUCAUCAUCCUGUACUUCAUGUUUGAAGUCUACGCGACAGACAGCCUCAUCGGCUCCCCCGCAGAAAUGUUCCGCCUGCUCAAGAAAGCCGCCAACAUGCGCCCCGUCGAGGGUAACCAAGACGGCAGCUAUUUGACGCUCAAGUCCAACAACGCGCUCAUCUUCGGCGUCAUCCAACUCUGUUCCGGCAGCGGCACCGUCUUCCUUGACCAAGCAUACUGGCAACGCGCCAUCGCUUCACGCCCCACGACCGCCGUACGAGCCUACAUCCUAGGUGGCCUAGCUUGGUUCGCCAUCCCCUUCGGCUUCGCCACGACUCUGGGUCUCGCCGCCGUCGCAUUGACCGACAACCCGGCCUUCCCAACGUACCCGAACCCGCCUACCUCCUCUGAGAUCUCCGCCGGAUUAGCAUCAGCAUUCUCAGCCAGCACCUUACUCGGCAAGAGAGGCGCCGUCGCCCUACUAAUCACGCUCUUCAUGGCCGUCACAUCCUGCGCAUCCGCCGAACUCAUCGCCGUCUCUUCAAUCCUGACAUUCGACAUCUACAAAACAUACAUUAAACCGUCCGCCACGCCCGCGAACUUGAUCUUCAUGGCUCACGUCAACGUCGCCGUCUUCGGCAUGACCAUGGCUAUCUUCGCCAUAAUCUGGCACGUCAUCGGUAUUGACCUAGGCUGGCUUUUCUUGGUCAUGGGGCUGAUCAUCGGCGGCGCCGUCUUCCCAGCAGCUUUCGCAGUGACAUGGAAGAAACAGUCGCGCGCAGGCGCCAUCUCCGGCGCGGUAUGUGGUCUCGUCGCCGGCCUAGCAGCCUGGCUUGCCGAAGCCUAUGUCUAUUAUGGUGAAAUCACGCUCUCCUCCACAGGGUCCAAUUACGCGACACUCUCAGGAAACUUGGCCGCCAUCAUGACCGGCCUCAUAGUCAGUGUGGUAGUGUCGUUGAUCAAGCCCGACAACUGCGAUUGGAGCGCCACGCGGGCUCUCAAUAUGGAAUCCACGGUGCCCAUUCCGGGCGUCAACCCACCUCUGCGCGACCACCGAGCCGACUCGAACACAACACAGACCGGAGACAUUGCUCAGGAAAAGAAAUCUACCGACGACUCGCCGUCGCCUAUGCUUGCUCCGACCUUCCCGCCCCCAGACGAGAAACACAUUGCUACACGCAUCCCAUCGAAUGCCAGCGCCGGAACUCGACGGGACUCGAUUCGCAUCGACGAGGAGCGACAAAUGUCCUUCGACGCCGCGCUGGAAUCCGAUCCCAACGCUUUACGCUCGGCGUUCAAGCUCGCGUGCAUCGCAAGCUUUGUCCUGCCAUUCAUCAUGGACUUCUUGAUCCCGAUCCCCAUGUUCCUCAGUCACUAUGUCUUCUCGGAGCACUUCUUCACCGCGUGGGUGGUCAUCAGUUUCAUCUGGGUGUUUUCUUCGGCCAUCAUCUCUGUGGUCUUGCCCAUCUGGGAGACCAGGACUUUCUUCACACAGUUGGCCACGGAGAUCAUGGCGGAUAUCAGGGGACGAAAGGGGACUGAUUGAUUUGCAGACAGGUAUGAAGAUCUGCCUGUAUGGUAGAUUUGUGAAAUGUUGCAGCUAGAGCUAGAC